Oncorhynchus kisutch (coho salmon) is the source of this 2879-nucleotide messenger RNA. RefSeq lists its product as uncharacterized. The record is from RefSeq and is a predicted model, not a curated record. NCBI's taxonomy places the organism in Eukaryota, Metazoa, Chordata, Actinopteri, Salmoniformes, Salmonidae. The coding region runs from base 282 to 1352 and encodes 356 amino acids. The transcript is spliced from 7 exons.
GUCUGGUACUGAAUCAGGAGCGGGAGAGAAAGUGUCUGCUGAGGCUGCUGCACGGGGACUCCCCAGACAAGCUACAGGGACCAGGAGAGCAGAAGUCACCUAUAGAGGGUCAGUCUGUAUAUCAAAUAUAGCUAAAUGACUGCUUGUAUCUAUCUGGAUCUCUCCUAUUAUCUGUAAUGUAAUCAGUGAUGUGCAGUAACCAGUUGUGUGACUGUGAUCUGUGAGGUGUUGUGUUAGCAGAGUGGGUCCAGCAAAGAGAGGGGGCGCUGAGAGCGGGGUGUAUGAGCAGGCUGAGACACACACACACCUUCCUGCUGACUCAGGCCCAAACACAUGCCCAGCUCCAGUCCUGUCUUCAGCCCCAAACCCUGCCAGAACAGGGCCCUGCCCAGCCCCAGUCCCAAACCUCCCUCCAGCACCAGUCCCAGUGGGGAGGCUGUGCUCUGGUCCUGCUGGUUGAGCUGAUGGAUCUCCAGGAGGCCCAGGUCUCUGCAGUGCUGUCAACUCUACUGGACAGGGGUGAACAGUGCCUGCUGUCCCUGAUAGAAGAGUAUGAGUCUGAACUCAGAGAGCCUCGUCUCUCCUGCUUGCUCACACUCCUCACCUCUAACCCCUGCCUGGCCUCGGACCCCAACACACUACUGACUGUUGUUGACCCCUGCCUGGGGCCUUCUGACUCAAUCUCAGUCCAGAACAUCUCCUCAGCCUCCCCGCCCACAGACCUGACCAGAGGUGACCCAGAACAGCAACACACAGGGGACCUCUGCACAGGCUGUGGGACGGCCCUGGCCCCGGAGGACCUGCCCUAUCUGGAGAUCCUGUGUGUUUCAGACACCAUCCACUCCCUCGACACACACCACACACCCUCUGCCUCCAAUGGAUUCUCUGCAGAGCGAGAGGUGUGUGAGGGACGAGAGGCGAGGGAGGGCAGCCACAGAAAGACUCCUCAGAGCUAUGAGAAGCAGGGUUCCCUCAUCACUCUGGCCUGGAGCAAACCACCGGAUGGAGACACUGAGCAGCACACAGGAACAGUCAUGUCUACUGCAACAGAGCAACAAGAGGAAGUGGGUGAGGUGAGUGUGCACUGUGACACACACAACACCCCCGGAUACACACCUGGACACAUACACUACAACGACACAACCAGAGACACAGACCAGGUGAAGGUGUUGGACUCGUCUCUGUUCCAGUACAGCUCUGAGGUUGAACAGCUCUUACCGCCUACGGACCAGCACCCCAUCACGGGCCAGGAAGUCUAUGUUAGUCUCUCCAAGAUUCCGUCUGGCUCUCAGAUUCCAUGUGGCACUCUUAAGAUUCUGUUUGGCUCGCCAAUGUUCCAGCUGGCUCACUAAGGUUCCGAUUAUAACUGUGAUGACUGUGUGUGUUGCAGAAGGAGUUGGUGAUGGAGCAGUCAGAGAAGACAGAAACACUUUCUAAUGUGCCCACACACACUGAAGAGCCUCCAACAUGGGGCAGAGCCCAGCAGGAGGCUGAGAAAAGGCGCGGAAGUCCACCUGUCGAUGAGGAACACACUGAUGACCUCACUGCUUUGGGAGCCAACGGAAGUGCUUACCCGCACUCUUUGGGAAGGGAGAGGGAGGACAUAGAGCUCUGGGCCCUGAGUAGACCUGCACCCCUUACAUCAGCCCAGGAGACCCUCAACACCCCACACACUACUCUAGAGGGAGACAGAUCAAUGGAGGGAGAGAAAACAAUGGGGAGUGUGAUGGAGAGAGAGAGGACAUUGGAGCCAGUCUCUAUGAUGGAGAGAGAGAAAACAAUGCGCAGCUUGGUGGACCUGCAGAGGAAGGUGGAGCAGAAACAACAGCGAGACAGAGAGAGACAAUUACUGAGGGUCCAGGAGCGGCUGUCAAUCAUUCAGAACAAGAAGUCCCAGGAAGACCUGAUGGGCCUCAGACAGACUGACAGACUCCGGCACCUCACACAUAACCUGCCCCAGGCGGAUAAGAGCCAGCAGAAGACAGUGGUCAGAGAAAGACUGGAGCAGCUGAGGAGAGAACGCUCCUAUGUCAUGCAGUCCAAACGAGACAGGAAUACAGCAGGCUUCAAGGAGCUGCUGGGUCCAGUGAGAAUCCACAGUGCAGAGACAGACGACACUGCUGACUCACUCAGGCUAGCCACCAGCGCAAGCUAAUUAUGCUAUUCCUACACAGCUGUCUCACUAGAAAUCUGCUGGUAUUUGCUGGUUAAAGUCCCGCCCCAGCUGAUCCCCCCUCAAUCUGUCAGUCACUACACUACUACCCACCCUGUUUACAAGCCACAUUAGCCAUUUCUGGCUUCUUCUGUCAUUGGCUUAUACUGUAGCCUGAUAAGUGGAUGAACACAAAAACAGAGCUGAUGGUGACAGUUUAUUAUACAGUUUAAUUGUCAUCCUAACAAACAUGAGCAUCAUCAACAAUAAUAACAUCAUUUGCUAAAUAAAGCCCCUGUCUGUAGCGUGUCCCUCCAGUGGCCUAUAUAGCAUAUAUACAGUGACAGUCAGAUGACUACAUCUCUACAGUUUAAAGUAGCCUCCUAUCCACUCCAUCUGUACUGAUCUGACAGAACGACAUGAGAAAGGAAAUCCACGUGUGGCCUAGUAAACCAUGCUGCUUUCACCUGGAUCAUGUUCAAUAGUGCACACUAAUGCAAAAUGUUCAAACAGGAAAUUAUUGUUUUACCAGGUAGUGUUCCAAAACAUUUGUGCCAACUGACCAUGACCAUGUUGUCUUGUCCCAUCAGUGCAGAUGAAGAACAGGAAUUUGGAUAGGAGGGAAGGAGGCAACUGUAGAGUAUUGAGAUGUGACCGUGCACAGGGGCUGGGGUUGGUAUUUACAGAGCUAAGGGAAUGGAAGCUGAGAUGGCAUGUGUGACAGUUG